AGAAGAGUUUUGACUUUGAGCGGGAGUCAAAUAACAUAUUCCUUCAGCACAAGGAAGGAAACAGCCACACGGGCUGCUGGACUUGAUGACGAAAGUCAUCAAUAAAUUUGGUUCAUGCGAGAAUUAACUGAUCAAAAGCCCAUCAGACAACACACACCAUUCUCAAAGUGUAUUACACAUUCGGCCAACAAAAUUCAUUGAUCGCACGGUGUCACCGAAAUUAUUCCAAAAACAAAAACCAAAAUCAAAACCAAAUUUAGUUAAAGCAAAGAAAUGUGGAGUUCGGGUUCUACUUCGUCGGACCUCGCCAAGGGGAAAGAGUUCGUUAAAAAUUUGUUGUACGUACAGCACGUCGACAAGGAAAAGGACACGACCAGUGAAAUACCCGAGCUAUUUCUCCUCGAUUACAUUUUACAAGACAAGAGUGAUGGCGGCAGUAGUUCCCUGUACAGCAGACGAGAUUGUCAUUUGAAUGUCACGUCAAAUUCAGCAAGCCAACCCAAUUCAAAUUUGGAUAUUUUGAAAUCAGCUCUGAAAAAUCGUUUGCUGGAAGUGUCCGUCUACUCGAAUCCGCUGCCCAUCCGCACCCCGUUGGAGAGGUACAGCGUCAGAAAUGCGUUAAACAUACCUAGCCUUCCAUCGCUAUCCGAUGUCGCUAUUCACGCGUUUGUUGUCUUCAAAACGAUGGAUACUACAGAUGGUAGUAAUAAAAUCAUCAAUUGGUGGUCAAUUGAAAAAAAUGGCAGGUACAUCAUCUUGCAACAGUCGCUAUACUUUAAAGAAGUGAGCGAGAGCGUUUACGACGUUGAAAGGAGAAAAACUGUAAGAAGACUUGGGCCGGUGAAGGAACUGACUAAGGCUUAUGUUAACAACAGAUGGCUCAAAGGAUUGUUUGCAUCUAUUUGGGACACCGAUCAGCUCAACCAACCAUACCAUCUCUUCACCUCCAACUGCCAAAUCUUUGCAUCUUUCAUCUUUGAAAAUACCAACGACGAAGGGAAAAAGUGGUCGACGUUGAUAAGCGGAAUCGUGGACAGUUUCGGCCGUAAGAAAGAAACAAUUCGACCAGUAAUCGAUGCAAACACAAUCAAAUACCACCGGGUAGUGCAGGAUAGCAAGUACCCUAUCUACAAGGCACUCAUCGAGAAAGAAGAUUUGCCUGAAUUGAAAGAUCUUUUGGCCAAUUACGGGACGGAAUCCAUCAACGAAAGAGACUCUCAAGGCUACACUCUGCUCGAAUGGGCCCAAGCGUUUACAAGACGAGAUGUCAAAAUGCAUUUGUUAGAGAAAGGCGCCGUUGAGUCGGAGCUGUUCCAUCGCAAUGUAUUUUUUAUAGCUCUGCAAUAUUGGAAUUACAAGAAAAAGGACAACAACAACCUGAAAGAAUGUGUGGAGCUUGACUACACCGACGUGAAUCAAACUGGUGACACGGCUGUACACUUGGCCCUGCAUGGCGCAAAAUGGCCAAUCGUUAAGAGAAUUCUGAGUGAAAAUUACGCCAAUUCAGUCAAUUCCUUGGGUGAAAUACCACUUCACAUAGCUGCCAAAUCAAAAGGUAAAAUUGGUUUAUUCAAAAAGAUUUUAAAUCAAACCAAGUCCGAAAGUGUCGACAAAGUCGACAAAGACGGAUUUACUCCACUACAUUGGGCAAUUUUCGUCAACCCGUUGCGUAGCGACAAAAUCAAAUUGUUGUUAGAUAAAGGAGCAAACAUAAACGCACAGGACACUAGUGGUGGCAAUACCCCCCUUCAUUUUGCAUUGAUGUUACAGUCGAUUACUGUGACCGAAAUCCUGUUGAAAUACAUUUCAAAGAAUGUGGGUGACAAUAAAUUCUUGGACGUUAAUAUCCAGAAUAACGAUGAGCAAACAGCGCUUCACUGGGCUGCUGCAUGGCCAGAUAUUCCAGUUGAUUUGUUCAAACUUAUUUUAGGGAAAUCCACAGACAUCAACGCACAAGACAACAAUAAAGACACUCCUCUCCACGCAGCAUUAAUGGGAAAAUCAAAAACUGCAACAAAACAACUACUGAAACUCCAAGCGGUGGACGUCAAUAAAACGAAUAUUGACAAAAAGACAGCAACUCAUCUUGCUGCUUUAUGGUCAGAUAUACCAGAAAAGCUCUUCAAAUUAAUUUUAGAAAAAUCGGCCGAUAUAAACGCAUCAUCAGAUUGUGUUGCCAGCUAUUGCCGAAAUUGCCACCGAACACCUUUACACAUGGCGUUAGGAAGCAAAUCGGCAGUGGCAACGAGGGAACUUCUCAAGCACGUGAAGCUAUUAGAUGGCAAAUAUGUGGAGGAUGUGGAUGUUAACGCCAAGGAUGGUCACGAACAGACUGCACUAUAUUGGGCUGCAAUGUGGGCGCAGAUUCCAAUAGAAUUGUUCACAAUAAUUCUGAAUAAGUCCAUCGAUAUAAACGCAAAGAGCAAGUGUGAAAACACCCCUCUGAGUAUAGCACUAUGGAGUAAAUCUGAAACAGCGACAAGACAACUGCUGAAGCACAUCAAAUGGGUCGAUGGCAAGUAUUUAGAAGAUGUGGACGUUGAUAUCAAGUUAGGCGAAGGGGAUAUCGCACUACAUCUCGCUGCUCAAUGGACGGAUAUUCCAGGCGAUCUAUUCAAAUGGAUACUACAAAAAUCCACUAAUGUCAACGCUCAAAACAAACACGGAAAUACUCCUCUGCAUUUCGCGUUGUGGUACAAAUCGAAAACCGCAACCGAGGAACUACUGAAAUGCGAUAACCUGGAUGCUAACGCGAAGGGUUUUUUUAACAAUGCGACAGCACUACAUUUGGCUACUUCAUGGCCAGAUAUUCCCCGACAUUGUUUCCGCACAAUCUUGGAAAAAACCGCCGACAUCAAUGCAACAAAUAUUCACGGAGAAUCUCCUCUUUUAUUAGCGUUAGUGAACCAAUCAGUAAUUGCAUCUGAAGAACUUCUGGGUCGUCUUUUAUUGGAAGGACAAGUUUCUGGCAUAAGCGCAGAAAUUAACCUAAUCGGCGCUACAAGAAACGAAUAUGAUGCUACUGCUCUUCAUUACGCUGUGCGGUGGCCAGAUAUCCCAGAAGAUAUUUUCAAGAAAGUUCUACAUCAGUCGAUUGACAUCAACGCAAAAACCAAAUGUGGGGAUACUCCUCUUCACUCUGCGCUGUUUUACAAAUCGAAAACUGCAACGGAACAGCUACUGAAACAUGUCAAAUGUGUAGACGGCAGAGAAAUGGAAGAUGUCGAUGUCAACAUCAAAUGGUUGAAAGGUAACGCAGCCCUUCAUUUGGCCGUUCGAUGGUCAGAUAUUCCACUCGAUUUGCUCAAGGGAAUUCUUGAAAAAACAACAGAUGUCAACGCUCCAAACGAUGACGGAGAAACACCAUUAAAUUUAGCUGAUGAAUGCAAGUUGAAUAAAGAAGCAUUUAAAUUGCUUCAGCAUCGCGUUGAUUCUACUGUGUAACAAAGAAUCAGAAUACACUGAGAUAUCGAACUGCAAAAGUGCUCCGUAAUUUAAUUUGAGUAUUUG
This is a messenger RNA of Daphnia pulicaria, 3510 nucleotides long. RefSeq names its product serine/threonine-protein phosphatase 6 regulatory ankyrin repeat subunit B-like. The transcript is spliced from 2 exons. Bases 274 to 3444 code for a protein of 1056 amino acids. Lineage: Eukaryota; Metazoa; Arthropoda; Branchiopoda; Diplostraca; Daphniidae. Gene Ontology annotation, molecular function: protein binding. The record is from RefSeq and is a predicted model, not a curated record. Gene Ontology annotation, cellular component: cytoplasm.